AUGCCACAACAACAUACCUCAAUCUCCCCAUUGGCCACUUUUCUAAUAGCAACUUUCUUUCUACUCUCACUCUUCCCCGGAACAUUCAUCCCCAUCCUCUGGGCACCUUAUAACUCGCUCGCCGCAUACUAUUUCCCCGCCGCAGCGCCCCGCAGCACCGUACUCUGCUCGAGCCCAAACAUCUGCACAGCACCGCUGACAAUGUCUUGGUACGUCUCCAAACAAUUCACCCUCCCCUCACGCAGCCGGGGCUCCUACCUAAUAACCGACACGAUUCUCAAGGAGCUGCCAGAAAUCAAAAAUUACAAAACUGGGCUGCUGCACCUGUUCAUCCAGCACACAUCGUGCGCGCUCUCUCUGAACGAGAACUGGGACGAAGAUGUGCGCGCCGACAUGAGCACGGCGCUGGACCGAAUCGUUCCGGAGGACAAGAAAGGGCAGGGGCUGUAUCUGCACGACGCAGAGGGCAGCGAUGAUAUGCCUGCGCACGUCAAGUCUGCGCUUGUUGGCGCGAGUGUUACUAUCCCUAUCACGAAUGGCAGGUUGAACACGGGCACGUGGCAGGGGAUCUGGUAUUUGGAGUUUAGGGAUAUGAAGCACUCGAGGAAGAUCGUUGCGACGAUCCAGGGUGAGAAGAACUGAAGUGAGAAUGGUCGCAAUGGAGAGGGGCGAAAUUCAGUCUGCAGGCUGCACCAAUACCAAGGUGAGGAGGACAGGCAUCAACGGCGUCACAUUGGAAUGUACACAAGUGUGUCAAAUUUAUUUAGUAUAGCAAGCAGCCGGCUGUACAGUCAAUUUCCAAACGCCAGUCGGAAGUCGUUCACGAGCCUCCGUCAAAGCGGUGC
Messenger RNA from Didymella exigua CBS 183.55, 845 nucleotides. RefSeq names its product UPF0047-domain-containing protein. NCBI's taxonomy places the organism in Eukaryota, Fungi, Ascomycota, Dothideomycetes, Pleosporales, Didymellaceae. The record is from RefSeq and is a predicted model, not a curated record. The coding region runs from base 1 to 642 and encodes 213 amino acids. The transcript has 2 exons.